GAUAACUCAACCUCUUAUAUACUCCCCCGCCCACCUGCACCUCCUACAAUGACAGGCUAAGUGUGGAAUAGCUUCUGCGAUACGGCCAACUACUUCCAACACCAUGGCGCAGGUCAAUGGCACGGCAAACGGCGCGACCAAGCGUGGAGUGAACGGGCACACGGCGCAGGCCACGCUAGGAGCAACGGGCGAGAAGGACUACACGAAGACGGACUAUACACGCUGGAGGCUCAGGAACGAUCGCGGGUGUCACACAUGGCAUUAUCUGGAGACGGAAGAGGAGGAGAAGGCGUGGCCGCAGAGCACGGCGGAUAAAUACUUCCUCGGCCUGGACACGAACCUGCCCGACCUCCCCCCCGCAAAGACACCCCUCCAAUCCGCUACAAAUGGCCUCUCGUUCUUCUCCCACCUCCAGCUGGCCCCUGGGAACUGGGCCUGCGAGUACGGCGGCCCCAUGUUCCUCCUGCCCGGCCUCGUCAUCACCUGGUACGUGACCGAGACGCGCAUCCCCGCCGACCACGCCAUCGAGAUCAGAAACUACCUGUUCGCGCGCGCCCACCCGGAGGAUGGCGGCUGGGGCCUGCACAUCGAGGGCGAGAGCAGCGUCUUCGGCACCGCUAUGAACUACACGGUGCUGCGGCUGCUGGGCGUCGACCCCGAAGACGCUCGCAUGCGCAAGGCUCGCGCUACGCUGUGGAAGCUGGGCGGCGCGCUGAACGGGCCGCAUUGGGCGAAGUUUUGGCUCAGCGUCCUGGGCGUGCUCGAGUGGGACGUUGUCAAUCCCGUGCCGCCUGAGAUGUGGCUGCUGCCGGAUUGGGUCCCUGUUGCGCCCUGGCGCUGGUGGAUUCACAUUCGCCAGGUCAUGCUGCCCAUGUCGUUCAUCUACUCGAAGCGGUGGUCGUACCCCGUCAACGACCUGACGCGGGAAUUGCGCAAGGAGCUACUCACACAGCCUUUUGAGACGAUCAAGUUCAGCGCCCAUCGCAAUACUAUUUCGCCCAUGGACAAUUACCAUCCCAAGACGCUGCUGUUGAGGUGCUUGUUCUGGUUCCUGGCUGUCGUUUGGGGGCCCUUCUUGCGGCCGGACUGGAUGGUCAAGCGUGCGGAGGACCAUGUGUGGUGGCUCAUCGAGGCCGAAGACAAGAACACCGACUACGCGAAUCUCGCCCCUGUCAACGGGCCCUUGAACACGCUCUGCACCUACAUCAAACUCGGUCCCGACUCCCGUCCCUUCCGCGAGCAUAUCAAGACGCUGCCCGAGUUCCUCUGGGUAAAAAACGAGGGCAUGCUAAUGAACGGCACCAACGGCGUACAAACCUGGGACACAGCCUACCUCAUCCAAGCCGUCGAAGCCUGCAACCUCUCGUCGGACCCAAAAUGGAACCCCAUGCUCACAAAAGCCCUCGCCUUCCUCGAAGACCAGCAGAUCCUCGAAGAGUGCGCCGACCAGCACAAAUGCUACCGCCAGCAACGCAAAGGCGCCUGGGCCUUCAGCACCCGCAAGCAAGGCUACACAGUCUCAGACUGCACAUCCGAAGGCCUAAAAGCAACCCUCAUCCUACAAAACACACACGCAUCCACCUUCCCCAAACUCAUCUCAGACACCCGCCUCCAACACGCAAUCGACGUCCUCCUCACCAUGCAAAACCCCUCGGGCGGCUGCGCCUCCUACGAACCAACCCGCGGCUCAAUCCUCCUCGAGCACCUCAACGCCGCAGAAGUCUUCGGAAACAUCAUGAUCGAAUACGACUACCCGGAAUGCACAACCGCCGUCCUCACCGCCCUCACCGCAUUCCAACACCACUACCCUUCCUACCGCGCGGACGAAAUCUCCGCCUUCCGCGACCGCGCUAUAGCGUAUAUCCGCAACGCCCAGCGGCCCGACGGCUCCUGGUUCGGCUCCUGGGGCAUCUGCUUCACCUACGCGGGAAUGUUCGGCCUCGAGUCGCUGCGCUGCGCAGGCGAGUCCCACGCCAACUCGGCUCGGGUGCGGCUGGCAUGCAAAUUCUUCACAGACAGACAGAUGGAGGAUGGCGGCUGGGGCGAAACAUACAAGUCCUGCGAGACGGGCGUGUACACGCAGCACCCGCAGAGCCAGGUCGUGCAGACGGCGUGGGUUGUCAUCGCGCUGCUGACGGCGGAGUUCCCGCAUAAGGAGCCGCUGGAUCGCGCUGUGAGGCUUAUUAUGCGGAGACAGCAGGGGAAUGGCGAGUGGUUGCAGGAAGCUAUCGAGGGCGUGUUUAAUAAGAGUUGGUAAGUUUAAGUGUUUGUCCGCUGUGUGUGUGUGUGUGUGUGUGGGAGGCUUUGCUAAUAAGAUGAUAGUAUGAUUUCUUACCCGAAUUAUAAGUUCAUCUUCCCGGUUAUGGCGCUGGGUAUGUAUGCUAGGCGCUUUGGGGAUGUGC
This is a messenger RNA of Dothidotthia symphoricarpi CBS 119687, 2402 nucleotides long. RefSeq names its product lanosterol synthase. Gene Ontology annotation, biological process: ergosterol biosynthetic process; triterpenoid biosynthetic process. Lineage: Eukaryota; Fungi; Ascomycota; Dothideomycetes; Pleosporales; Dothidotthiaceae. The coding region runs from base 104 to 2257 and encodes 717 amino acids. The record is from RefSeq and is a predicted model, not a curated record. Gene Ontology annotation, molecular function: lanosterol synthase activity. The transcript has 2 exons. Gene Ontology annotation, cellular component: lipid droplet.